AUGAUGCGCCGGCGGUUAAGUUUCAUCGGUAGUGGAGAGUGUUACGAGCCAGGCCCACUCACCGAGUCCAUCGUCGAGUCUGACCUUCAGCGACAGAUACGCGACAGGUUCGAUGAAGAGUGCCCAUAUUCGUUGACCAGGAAGUCUGUGCGGAACAGCCCCCGGGCGCGGAACUGCAACUCUCAAGUAUGGCAGGUGGCUGUCAACACGGUGGCUAAGAAGCGCGACACACUCAGGCGCAGUGUCAGCUCGGUAUUCAGGUCGAUGAACAAACUCAGGACUGGAUUCAAAGUGGCUGCGCAGAAAUUACGACCAUCGACAAGACGUCGUUUUAAAUUGGAUGAGUCGCCUCUGACUCCCAACACGCCCAGAACCCGGUCUAAGUGUUUGUUGGGCAGAACGCCCACCAAGAUGUACAGUCCUUUUGCCAUUGAUACACCACCAUCGUUGCGUAGGCGAUUUGCUUACAGAAGAAAUAAAAAUAUUGACACUGAAAGUAAUAAGUCAGUGAAUGGGAAAAGUGAAUCUAACAGUUGUGAAAUAACAAAUAAUGAAAAUCAGCAACCAACAAUCAAUUUAAAUAAAGAUGAAAAUUAUGGAAGCUUAAUAUAA
This is a messenger RNA of Macrosiphum euphorbiae (potato aphid), 612 nucleotides long. The record is from the annotation of a GenBank genome assembly. Lineage: Eukaryota; Metazoa; Arthropoda; Insecta; Hemiptera; Aphididae.